AGGUUUGACAAGAGAGUAAACAGCUGGACUCGCAUAAUAGUAGCGGUGUUUGGAAAAUGUAAUGACGUGCAAGGCCGUGUAUUCCGAACCGUGAUAGAUAUUUGAUUAAUGAUAAAUUAUAGUCAACUGUACCGUCUCGUUAUCAGGACAAUGUCAGCGCUUCCAAUUUAAUCUUUUGUGAUAAUUAUAAUUCGUAUUUCGAGAGGACGACAUGGCCGAGUUCGACGAUGAACAAUCUCUUCCGCAGAGUAUUAAAUUGCCAGGGGCCGUGGAGGUUUUUGCUAAUUUAAAAAAUGCUCAGUUAUUUGCCAUUGAUAUCGGAUUAUCUUUGACCAAGAUUGCUUACUAUUCUAAAGUAAGCUAUCGUAAGGGACUGUAUGAGAAUGCUGGUUUGGGUAAUAGUGGUGAAAGAGCAUAUAAAGUCUUUGAGGGCAAUAGACUGCAUUUUGUCAAAUUUGAAACGAGACACUUUGAAAGUUGUUUGAAUUUUGUAAAGGAGAACUUGGUGCAUGCUGAAAGAUUUCAAGGCAAGAGCACCAAGGUUACUGGUGGAGGAGCAUUUAAAUAUACUCCGCUACUACAAGAAAAACUGGGUCUAUUAAUUGAUAAAGAAGAUGAACUAUCCUGCUUAAUAAAAGGAUGUAAUUUCCUAUUAAAAAAUAUUUCUUGCGAGGCUUUUGAAUUUGAGAGACAUGGAAGUCCUGAGUAUAAAUUUCAAAAAGCUACCCCUAACAUAUUUCCAUAUAUGCUGGUUAACAUUGGAAGUGGCGUUAGUAUUCUAAAAGUAGACUCUGAGAAACAGUUUGAAAGAGUUGGUGGUACUGCCACUGGUGGUGGAACAUUUUGGGGAUUGGGAUCGCUGUUAACUAAAGCAAAGGGUUUCGAUGAGCUGCUACAAUUGGCAGAGCGAGGUGAUCACCGCAACAUAGAUAUGUUAGUAAAAGAUAUAUACGGUGGUGAUUACAAAUUGCAAGGAUUACCUGGAGAACUAAUUGCUUCAUCUUUUGGCAAGGCAAUGUCUUGCAACAAUAAUCCUGAACCACAUCAAUUCUCGGAAGCUGAUAUUGCAAGAAGCCUUUUAUUUACAAUCAGCAAUGAUAUUGGCCAAAUAGCUAGCCUCUAUGCAUCGAUGCACAAUAUGGAUAAAGUUUACUUUGGUGGCUAUUUUCUUCGGAAUCAUCCCUUAUCGAUGCACAGCAUUUCCUAUUCCAUCAAGUAUUGGUCUCAUGGUAAGGUAAAGCCUCUCUUUCUUCGCCAUGAAGGUUACCUAUGUGCAAUCGGAGCUUUUCUCUACGGUGCUGAACAGUCGGAUAAGUUCAGCUGGUUAGAAAAUUACGCAGGCUCUUCAGGCUUCAAGGAUUCCAUCUCUACAAAACUAGGCAUCCAAGUGGAUCAAUUGGAAAUUGAUCAAGCUGAGAAUGCAGUAACAUUUUGUCCAUUGCUGAGUGACCCUUCAUCUUAUAAUCCGGAUACGAUGGAUCUUGCUCAAGAUAAAGAAGCUAGAGAUUAUUGGCUUCAAUGUUUUGAAGAGUCCGUUGACAAAUUUGUUGCACGCGCAAUUCACAGUCAGCCACAAAGUCCAACUGCUAAGGAUAGAGCAAGCAAACUGAAAGAAAAAUACAUCAAUAGGCUACAUUAUCUUCAUUUGCAGCCAUUUGCCUAUGGUACUCUUACUGUCAGAACACUAUUGGACACUAUUGAGCAUUGUAUGAAAGAAUUUGACUUUCCCGAUCCUUACUUGCACCAAAAAAAAAUUGAAAAUGAGAAUGCAUUAAAGCAUUUACCAGAUCGGAUCUCAGCGCUGGAUAAGUUAGAGGGUGCAGAAAAAAUAAAGGCCCUUGUACUAGGUGUCCUAAGUGGGAAUAUGUUUGAUUGGGGGGCACAAGAAGUUGUAACUUUAAUGGAAACAACGAAUUUUGGUUUUAAGGAAGCACAAGAGCAGAUACCAGGUAGGCCAUGGUUGCAAGAUUGUUUGGAUGAUUGGAUAAAUAGAUUACAAGAGGAUCGACCGCACAAAUGCGCUGCUAUUUUUGUUGAUAACAGCGGCGUUGAUAUAGUCCUUGGAAUUUUACCAUUUGCUCGUGAUUUAUUACAGCGAGGCACUAAGGUCAUCCUAUGCGCUAACUCUACACCGGCUCUGAACGACGUAACGUAUCCUGAAUUAGUGGUAACACUGCGUGAUGCAGCAAAAGUUUGUAGAGUUAUUAAAAAAGCUAUCAAGGAGAAUAGAUUACUUGCCAUGGAAACAGCACAAGCUGGCCCUUGUCUAGAUUUGAGUCGACUGAAUUUGGAUCUCUGUCUUGCCAUGGUGCAGCAUAAGGUGGACCUUGUAGUAAUCGAAGGAAUGGGACGGUCUCUGCAUACGAAUCUCUAUGCUAAAAUGAAGUGCGAAUGUUUGAAAUUAGCUGUUGUGAAAAAUCGUUGGCUCGCGCUUCGUCUUGGCGGUGAUAUGUAUGCCGUAAUAUGCAAAUACGAAAGACCACCAAGAAAAGUUAAGACUGGAGAUCUUGGAAAAAUUGAUAAUGGUCAGAGAAAGAUCUGUUCAACAAUUUGCAUCGAAGCCGAAAGGAAUGUGUGCAUAUGCAAAAAAUUAAACGAGGAAAAAUUGACUAAGGAUAUGAAUUUAUCUAAGAAGGGAACGGGAGAGGAAAUUUGUGAACUUGAGCCUAGAUUAUCCUCGUCGACUGACGACAAUGAUAACGAUAACGAUUACAAUGCCGAAGACGAUGAUCCUCUAUAAUCAUAAAAUAUGAUUGUCGAUGAAACUGACAUCAUGUAUUAUUAUUUUGUCUAUAAAUCUUUGUAUAAAUAUUCGAUUUUAUAGAAACAUAUUGUCACUUUGCUAUUGCCAACUCGACAGUGGUAAUUAGAUUUUUCAAGUAUAAAAUUAAUACACUUCUUGGUUAGAUUGGAUACAAGAUUUUUCUAUACACUGGAUAACAUUCGUCUUUUAUCUAGCAACAAGUUGAUGCUCAAAGGAAAUACGUUUUUCUGCCGUCUGCCAAUAUCCGUGGUACAUUUCUUUGUGAGUGAACUUAUUCCCAGCUGAAGUGACAUUUUUUUUAAGCCUGAAGCAAAUAAUCUUUCUGUUGCUUUUUGCAAGUAUGUACAAUAUGUCACUUUUUCAGUUUGUAAAUGAAUAGUACACAAAACAGAUUCGACUAAGACUUUCAAAAGUAUGAUAAAGAGUUAUUUAUACUUUAGCGUACCAUAAAUAAGCUAAGUCUGGUUAAGUUUACGACCAGAGAUAAUUCAUAUCUUUAAUAUACUUUGAACAACAUUAGGAUGCAAAGUGAACCUGGUGUAUUUAGACAUUUACACUAGAACACAUUACAUAUAGACUUAUUAGAUCUAUGCAAAAUUUAUAGAAAUAUUAUUAUUAGCAACGCCAGUUUCGUUUACUUAAAUAUGAUAGAAGCUCGUAAUCGAAAUUCAAGGUAAAUAACAAACGCAUCCAAUAUAUCUACAGGAUUCCUGUUUGUACCUGUGGUCAAUGAAUAUACAAAUUGCCUUUUUUUUCAUAAAGUGUCUUGUUGAGGAUAUUGAAAUUCUGUCUUUUGAGUGCAUCAAUUAUGCAGUACAAGUAGGUGCAAUGUUAAGAGAAGGAUAGGUUUUUUAAUAAAAAAACCUCGUGAUAAUCAUCAGCUUUAAAAGAAUGUGCUCGUAAUGUUACUUUACAUGAUUCUAUUCCAUUACGUUUAACUGAGCUACUGAUCCUGUAAUUUCCAUAGAAGGAUACACGUGAAUUCCAAAUGCCAUUUGAUAUAACACGUCUUCAAUGUUUUAUUGUUUAUUAAUUCAUUGAUAAUAAAAAUAUUCUUAUAGCAAGGAUUAGUAGUGGUUUAUCAGACGAAAGACAAUAAAAAUACAUAUGUUCUUUAUGCUCUUGCAAGGAUUCACUGGUUUUAAUAAUAUUAAUAUUCGAGCACAUUUUUUAAAAAUGUUACUGCAUCAGAGAACCAAGAAUUCUAUAGAAAUAUGCAAAGAAAAAAAAUAACAAUACAGUAAGAUUUCUGUGAUAUUAUAUAAAUAUUAUAUUAGGAGAAAAAUAAUGUUCUGUACAUGUAUGCUAUAAGCUGAUAAUCAAGCAUUGAACUAACUCAUUUUUAGUACAAGUAUAUACAAUUUCAACAAAUUAACUGACUUUGAUAAGUAUUAUUUAAUCGAAUUGCCAUAACAAUGCUUGAAAUACAUUGUAUCGCAGAAGUUUGGAUGGGAAUGUUAAAAGAAUACAGUCGCGGUUCGCAAAAAAAAAAUGUAUUUAUUUUAUUGAUAUAUGAACAAAAUAAAAAAUUUAUCAUAUACAAUUAAAUAACUGCAUUAAUCAUUCGAUUUUCACUUUAUUGUUAAAGUAAAUAAACUUCAAUAAUUUUAGUGUACAAAUAUACAUUACAAUUUUUAGUUGUAUUGCAUAUAAAGAUGUACUUAUAUGCAAAUAUACUGUCUAAAUAAUAUAGUUUGGGAGUCUUUUGAUACUGUUAUAAUAUUACACUAAUUAGAAGUUAUCGGAAAUAAAGUAAAGCUAUAUCAAACAUA
Messenger RNA from Cephus cinctus (wheat stem sawfly), 4536 nucleotides. Its product is annotated as pantothenate kinase 4. Gene Ontology annotation, molecular function: ATP binding; pantothenate kinase activity. Gene Ontology annotation, cellular component: nucleus; cytosol. Lineage: Eukaryota; Metazoa; Arthropoda; Insecta; Hymenoptera; Cephidae. The transcript is spliced from 13 exons. Bases 212 to 2740 code for a protein of 842 amino acids. The record is from RefSeq and is a predicted model, not a curated record. Gene Ontology annotation, biological process: coenzyme A biosynthetic process.